UUCCAGCACUAUUCCUGCGGUAAUUUUUAGUCAAUUCAGUUUUACAAUGUUUUUUGUCUCGGGGUUUUUGUUAAUAAAUUAGCCAGAAAAACAAAGUAAAUAAGGGUUUCUGCUGAUUUGGUGGCCAUGGAUUUGGUGGACAUUGAUCAGGUUUUGGAUAAUCUGGAACUGCGCAUUGCGGCCGACGAGCAGCUGACCAGAAAUGCAGCUGCAGCGGCGAUCUCCGUGAAUCCUGGUCGCUUUCUGGGCGAUGGAGCCAGUGCAUCCAGUCAUGGAGCGGCAGCUGGAGGAUCCGGAUCUGCGAGUGCGACACCAUCAUCCCUGGGCGCCACGGCAUCGAAAACUUUCGUGGGCGUCUCCCAGGUUUUCAAUAGCCUGGAUGACUAUAGGGAGAACGUGAAGUCCUUGGAGGUGGAUGCCCAAUUGCCCAGCUACGAUUGGCAAACGGAGGCCGAACACGAGGACGACAUCCACAAGUUCAGCGAACGGACGUCGAAAAACAACGGACAAGCGAUCGUAUCCUCCUCCGAAUCCCUGACCACUUCGUCCUGCUCCACUUUCUCGUCGGGUCCUUCGCCCGUCAGCAAUGGCAGUCACUCGGAGGAGCUGACCACGCCCCCCGAAAGCGAUCGGCCAAGUGAGGUUCAAGUGAUGCCAAAGGAAGAAGAGCAACCCAAGGAAGAAGUUGAUAAUAAUGAUCAUAAUCAGGAUCAGGUGGCUGAUACCGAGCCGGAUCUACCUAAGCAAAAUGUGGAGGAGCUGGCCGUGGGUCUGUCCUCCAUCUCCAUCACAGCAUCCGUCACAGAAUCGCAAUCCUUGCUGCCAGAGGAGGUCACUGCAUCCUCGGUUUUAAGGCAGGUCCUGCAGGACCUCUCGGAGGAAUCGUCGCAGAGCAGGGAACCGGAAACCGAGAUGACCAAUGGCAUUGAGAUUCCGGUAGCUCUUGAAAAAGCACCUGUUCCAGAAGAACCUCCCGCAGAGGAGAAGGAACAGCAGGCACAAACCGAGGAGGAGGAAGUGGAGGUGCCACAGGAGCACCCCAGACGCAGUCAACCGCUCACCUUCUGCUCCACCAUGGACGAGAUCUCCGACACAGAGCUGGACAGCAUGCUGCAGGAAAUGGACGCGGAUGAGAACCAGGAGGUGGAUCAGGAAAUGCCCGAGGAUGAGAAAUCCCCCUCAGCUUCACCAGUGACCGAAGAGGAGUCCGUGCGGAUUCUAUCCGACGAACAGGAGACGACCUCCAAUGACCAGAUGAACGUGGACAACUUCUCGCAGGCGUCCACCGUUGAGUUUGCCGAUCUGAAGCCGCAGGAAACCGCAAUUCCGGUCACCGCAAUGGGCGAGGAUAUAGCCUCCAGUUUCAGCAGCACGGAGUCGGAUUCGCUAUCGGGCAGAAAGCUGGAUGGCGAGGAGGAACAGAGGGCAGAAAGAGAGCAGGAGGAUGCCAGUCUGGCCACCGAUGCACUGGAAACCCAAGAGCAGCGUCCGCAGCGUCCCCAAACUCUGGAUUUGAAUGGUUGCCAGGCGGGAAAUUCCACUCCAUCCCAAGAUGAAACCCCUGAAAUCCAGCAGGGAGAAACGCAGCCUGCUGAAGGUAAUGAAGGAGCAGCUGGAGCAAGUGUAAUUUCUGGUGAGGAUGAGGAGGAGAGUCCCAUUUACGAGGCAGUGGGAUACAGCGAUCCGCAUGCCAAUCUGGGCAAGGUGCCGCCCAUUUGGGUGCCGGACAACAUGGCCGGUCAGUGCAUGCAGUGCCAGCAGAAGUUCACCAUGAUCAAGAGACGCCACCAUUGUCGCGCCUGCGGAAAGGUUCUGUGCUCCGUUUGCUGCUCGCAGCGUUUCCACCUGGAGUUCGCCAACGAACCGGAGUCGCGUGUUUGCGUGCAGUGUUACAUGAUCCUCACCGAGCGACAGGCCAAUGGCUCCAGUUCCGAAUCUGCUCCGGGUUCCGUUUUGCCGCCCACUCCGAUGCGUUCGCCGAAUCCCAACAAUCCGAUGGAGUACUGCUCCACAAUACCGCCACAUCGUCAGGUGGCCUCCUCGCCAGGAGCUCCGCCGCCCAGCGUAAUUGUGCCCGUGGGUGUCCUAAAAAAGAACGAUGGCAGCUCCUCGAACUCCUCGAGUUCGGAUGGCAAGAAGGGCGCCAGGAAGCGGAAGAGUGUCAUGUUCAGCGAUGGCAUUGCACCGGGCAGCGAACUGGCCAGCACCAUGGAGCAGCAGUGGGGCGAGGCGAAGCAGGCGAGGAGGGGACUCUCCAGGAGCGGUUCCGGUGCUGGUCAGAAGCCACCCACGCCUGCCACAGAGGAGCCACCACGCAGCAUCGAUACCAGUUCAACGUUGGGUUUGGUGGCUCAACUCUUUCGCGGUUCCAUUCCUCCAAGUGCAGCGGCUGCCACUUUAUCGGCCACUGAAGCACCAAGCGCUGGUCGCUCAUCAUCCCAAACCGCGGCUCAGACCUCGCCGCGUCGCAAAGCGGAACCGGCGCGCAAUCGCAAACUCCCGCCGAACGCAGACGCCCAAGGUUGCUAUCUGCCCGCCGAGGAGAACGGCCUGCCCCCCAUUUGCGUUGCCAGCAAAGAAGGCGGCGAGGUGGACUACAAGGUGAUGCGCAACGAUGCAGCGCUCCUCGAGCGAUUGCAGAACGAAACGCUCAAGUUUAUCAUCAAGAAUAACUUCUUUGUGCUGGUCAAAAUUGUUAACAUGAGCUGCUGCAUGAAUCGCUGGGUGCUUAACUUCACCACAUCCGGACUUCAUCACAUGGGCAGCGAUGAGUUGAUUAUUCUGCUGGAGAUCAAGGAACCCAAGCAGGGAGAAUCUGUGAGUGGGGAAGUCGCCAUCCCGAAGGAUGUUUUCCAGCAUCUUUACGAAAUCUAUGUGGAGGCGGAGCAUGCAAGGUCGAGCACUCACGAAUUGGCUUUCACCAGUCCGCGCAACGCCAAUUUCCUGGGUUCCCGGGAGCAUGGAGGAUUCAUUUUCAUCCGGCCAACGUACCAGUGCCUGCAGGGUGUGAUUGUGCCAGAUAAUCCCUAUCUGGUUGGGGUGCUUAUCCAUCGACACGAAGUGCCCUGGGCCAAGGUUUUGCCCUUGCGAUUAAUCCUCCGUUUGGGCGCCCAAUAUCGCUACUAUCCUUGUCCAUUGAUCUCGGUGCGUGGCAGGGAGUCGGUGUAUGGAGAAAUAGCUCAAACCAUCAUCAAUUUCCUGGUGGAUUUCCGCAACUACUCGUACUCUCUACCGGCCAUCCGGGGAUUAUACAUCCACAUGGAGGAUAGGCAGACCACGGUGAUAAUUCCAAAGUAUCGCCAGCAGGACGUAAUCAAGGCAAUCAACAAUGCCAGCGAUCAUAUUCUCGCCUUUGCUGGCAACUUCUCCAAAGUGGCCGAUGGACAUCUGGUGUGCAUGCAGAACAUCAACGAUGAUCGAUCCGAGAUGUACUCCUACUCCACGCAGGCCAUCAACAUUCAGGGGCAACCACGGAAAAUCACAGGAGCUAGUUUCUUUGUGCUGAAUGAAGCUCUGAAGAGCAGCAGUGGUUUGUCGGGCAAGUGCAGCAUCGUGGAGGAUGGCCUGAUGGUGCAGAUAAUGCCCGCCAAAAUGGAGGAGGUGCGUCAGGCUCUGCGCAAUCAAAAUGACAUCGAUAUCGUCUGCGGACCCAUCGACGCCACCGACGAUCAAAGUGAGAUUGUCAGCAUUAAGUGGGUGGACAAUAAUCGGGAUAUCAAUGUGGGCGUUAAAUCCCCCAUUGAUGACCAACCCAUGGAUGGCAUAUCCAACAUGCGAGUUCAUGCCACCUUCAACUAUUCCAAUGCUAAUUAUGCAAUCCGUUUGAGUGAUAUAUACAUUGUCAAGUGCGAAGACUGGUAUGCCACAAAUGGUGGAAAUUAUGCGGACAUAACUCGAAUUGCCGAGCAACUGGCUCGCAGCGCCUCGAUGGCCCUGCUGCCAUUCCUUGAUCUUUUAGCGGCAGCUGGCAUUAACAAACUUGGCCUACGAGCCACUCUCGACCAGGAGAAUGUUGGUUAUGAAGCCGGUGCGCGAGGCUCAAAGCUGCCGCCGCUGUACAUGAACGCCCUGGAUAACCAUCUGAUAGCCACGCUUCAUGGCGAAUCCUCUGGCAUUCAGGAGCCCAUCGUUCUCGAGCUGGUCUUCUACAUACUGAACGCCUGACUUUAGUCCCUCGUAGUGCAAUUCUCCUGCUGGCUUUCGAUGUCCAGAAGGAUCUUUCUCUAAACUCCAAGCUCGACGCGAACAAAGCUUACAAUAACUACACGAGCCCAUGGGGCGGAAAAGGAGGAGGAGGAAGUUUAGUCGUAUUGUUGGAUGGCUCAGUUAACUGUGUAUAUAUUUAAGUAGCUCAUCGAUUGGUUUUUGUCUCUACCUUUAUAAGAUUCUUAUCCCUUUUCAUUUCAAAUGUUAUAUUAUUCUUGAAUUUUAUUUGUUUUGAGUUUUCAUUGAAAGUAAAAAGUAUCUAAGCAACCUAAAUAUAUAUAUAUAUUUGUAUGUGAUGUUCUUUAAUAUGCUUUACACAUUUACCACUCGAGUAUAUAUGAAUAACAAACUAUAUAAAAACUGUU
This is a messenger RNA of Drosophila ficusphila, 4571 nucleotides long. It is a transcript of the gene Sara, whose product is annotated as zinc finger FYVE domain-containing protein 9. Gene Ontology annotation, biological process: endosomal transport. Lineage: Eukaryota; Metazoa; Arthropoda; Insecta; Diptera; Drosophilidae. The record is from RefSeq and is a predicted model, not a curated record. Gene Ontology annotation, cellular component: early endosome membrane. The coding region runs from base 127 to 4164 and encodes 1345 amino acids. Gene Ontology annotation, molecular function: metal ion binding. The transcript is spliced from 8 exons.